Molecule: messenger RNA, 883 nt
Organism: Hippocampus zosterae (dwarf seahorse)
Lineage: Eukaryota; Metazoa; Chordata; Actinopteri; Syngnathiformes; Syngnathidae
Gene: arv1
Product: ARV1 homolog, fatty acid homeostasis modulator
Exons: 5
Coding region: 38-772 (244 amino acids)
Biological process (GO): intracellular sterol transport; sterol metabolic process; sphingolipid metabolic process
Cellular component (GO): cortical endoplasmic reticulum; Golgi apparatus
Source: RefSeq, a predicted model, not a curated record
GUGUGUUUACUUCCGGUUCGUAUGGUCGCUGUGAAAAAUGGCGGAAGCUGCCUUCAGGUGCAUCGAAUGUAACGAAAAGGCGGCGGAGUUGCACCGAGAUUACACCAACGGGAUCCUGAAGAUCACGUUAUGCGGUUCCUGCCAGAAGCCAGUGGACAAGUACAUAGAAUACGAUCCAGUCAUCAUCCUGAUUGACGCCAUCUUGUGCAAAACUCAAGCCUUCAGACAUAUUUUGUUCAACACGAACUGGGAUAUCCACUGGAAGCUGUGCGUGUUCUGCCUGCUGUGCGAGGCCUACCUUAGGUGGUCCCUGCGGCACAGUUCAGAGUCCAGCGAUGACCCCGCCGACAUCAUCAGGUACACCAAGGAGUGGGAGUUCUACGGCAUGGUGGCCUUGGCUGCAUUGGAGCUGUUAGCCUUCUGCGGCGGCGUGUUGUUGGUCCUGAAGGCGGCGGCGGCGAUGUCGUCUCGUGUAUGUAGCGACAGUGGAGUGGGCAUGGAUCUCCAUCUCCUCUUGCGAGCGCUGCUGCUGUCCGGCUACGGGAAAGUCCUUCUGGUGCCCGCCGUUAUCUGGGAACACGACUUCCUGCCGCUCUGCCUCGGCUUCAUCAAAGUUUUUGUGCUCACAUCCAACAUGCAGGCCGUCAGAGUGAUCCUGAACUGCAGUAAGAGGUUGGCGUUGUCGUCCGUGUGUGGGGGCCUGCUGUCAGAGACGAUUGCGGUUUGGAUGUGCCAAACCGCAGCGGGCACUUCGUUAGGUGAUCACGUUUGAUUGAACCUCCCUCGAUAUCAAAUUGUACAAAUGCCUUUUUAUGAUAUUUAAGUUUUUUUGUAAGGACUGACGUUUACUAAUAAAAGGAAGGCUUUUAUUACAGUGUUCACC